Pediculus humanus corporis (human body louse) is the source of this 663-nucleotide messenger RNA. RefSeq names its product isopentenyl-diphosphate delta-isomerase, putative. Gene Ontology annotation, cellular component: cytoplasm. The coding region runs from base 1 to 663 and encodes 220 amino acids. The record is from RefSeq and is a predicted model, not a curated record. Lineage: Eukaryota; Metazoa; Arthropoda; Insecta; Psocodea; Pediculidae. The transcript has 2 exons. Gene Ontology annotation, molecular function: isopentenyl-diphosphate delta-isomerase activity. Gene Ontology annotation, biological process: isoprenoid biosynthetic process; isopentenyl diphosphate biosynthetic process.
AUGAUACCUAAUACAUUUCAAGAUAUUUCUUUAAAAGAAAAAUGUAUUAUUGUAGACGAAGAGGAUAACGUGUUAGGAUCCGCUUCCAAAUUGGAUUGUCAUAAAAUUCAAAGUGAUGGAAGUUUAAUUCUUCACCGUGCAUUUAGUUUGUUUAUAUUUAAUAGUAAAGGAGAAAUACUUUUGCAACAAAGAUCACCCAAUAAAAUAACAUUCCCUCAUAAUAUUGCCAAUGCUUGCUGUAGUCAUCCACUAUACGAAAUUGAACAUGAAAGAAAUGAAAAAAAUGCUGUAGGAGUUAAAUUAGCUGCUCAAAGACGAAUGAAUAUAGAAUUGGGUGUAACACAAGAUCAAACUUCAUUAGAUGAUUUUCAUUACAUAACUCGAAUACUUUAUAAAAGUAAAGAUAAUAUCGAAUGGGGAGAACAUGAAUUAGAUUAUAUAUUAUUUUUAAAAAAAGAUUUAGACAUAGUACCCAACCCUGAAGAGAUUUCAAAUGUAAAAUAUGUGGCUCAAAAAGAUUUUGAUGAUUAUAUUUCCAAUUUAAAACAUCCUAUUUCUCCAUGGUUUAAACUUUGCACAAAAUAUUUUUUACACCAUUGGUGGAAAAAUCUUCAUAAUUUGGAUGUAAUUAAAGACCAUUCAACAAUACACAGGUUAUAUUAA